Molecule: messenger RNA, 282 nt
Organism: Clunio marinus
Lineage: Eukaryota; Metazoa; Arthropoda; Insecta; Diptera; Chironomidae
Source: the annotation of a GenBank genome assembly
AUGUUUUCAUUUAACGGUGGCAAUAAAACGAAACUUAAAGAAUAUGACGACACGAGAACUCCACGAACAAAACGGGUUUCAAUGUCAUUAUCUUAUCGUUUUCUUGUUGUUGCUAAUACACAAAAUAUAAAGUCAGGCUUGACAAUCAACAGUCCUAAAAUAAACUUCUUUCCUAACUCAUUUAGAUGUGUAAUCAGCAAAAAAAACUUUGUUUUGACAAAACGUUUCAUUUUAUCCUCGCAUAGCAACGAAGUCGUGAAAACUUCAAAUAACCAUGCAUGA